Dentiscutata heterogama is the source of this 2850-nucleotide messenger RNA. The record is from the annotation of a GenBank genome assembly. NCBI's taxonomy places the organism in Eukaryota, Fungi, Glomeromycota, Glomeromycetes, Diversisporales, Gigasporaceae.
GAGAUGCUAAUGCAGAAAAAGAACUUUUAGAUUUGACGGAUAAUUAUGUAAUUGAAAAUAGCAUAAAGAAAGUGAUUAAAGAUAAAAAGAGAAAUGCAAUAUCUAAGGUGCGAAAAUCAGCUACACCAGAAAAGUGCAACGAUACAGUAUCUAAACAAAAACAUGACGGAUUUAUUGAAAUUAGUGAGACAGUUUGCGAAGAAAUAGAUGUUUCUAUUGUAGACGUUGUACCUACAGUAAAGAAAUACACACAAAAUAAGAAACUUAGAUCACCGCAAUCAGAGCCGUGGUGGAAAACAGCACUUACUCUUAGUUACCUUAAAAUCGCUGCACCACAUCACAAGAAACUAUGGGAAGAUAAAUACAAUAAAGCUCGCAAAUAUCUUUCUAAACAAAUUGGAGAUGCUGCAGUAGAAAAAGAAUUAUUGGAUUGCAGCGACAAGUAUGUCGUUGAUAAUGUCACUAAAAAGGUUGAGAAAGAUCACAAAAAAGACGCUGCAAUUACUAUCGUUCAGGAAGCAGCUUCUCCUGAGAAACACAAAGAAAUUGUGUCUAAACAAAAAGAUGAUGGUAGUAUUGAGUUAGAUGAUACAGUGUGUAAAGAAUUAGACUUUCCCAAAGAAGAUAUUAUCACCACAAUUCAAAAGAACAUUACUAAUAAAAAACUUCAAUUACCUCAACUCCCUUCAUUACUUUCAACUGCUGUUAACCUCUCAUAUCUGAAGAAUGCUGCAUCUCAAUAUGAAGGUAAAUGGAGAGAUAAAUAUAAUAAGGCUCGUAAAUAUCUUUCAAAACAAAUUGGAGAUAAAAAUGCUGAAGAGGAAUUAAUAAAAUUUGCCGAUGAGUAUGUAGUUGAUAAAUUAACAGACAAAGUAAUUGAGGAAAAAAAACGUGAUGUAAUUGAUCUUAAGAAAGCCCACGAAUAUCUUUCUAACCAAAUCCGAGAUACUACGGCAGAUUGUACCGAUAAAUACGCUGUUGAUAAUGCUACCGAAAAGUUUGAAAAAGAUCAUAAAAAAGACGCUGCAAUUACCAUCGUUCAAAAAUCAACUUCUUCCGAGAAAUGUGAAGAAAUUGUAUCUAAACAAAAAGAUGAUGGUAGUAUUGAAUUAGAUGAUUCGAUAUGCAAUGAAUUAGACGCCUCCAAAGAAGAAAUUAUUAUUACAAUUCAAAAGAAAGUUAAAAAUAGUAAACUUAAAUCACUCGAGUAUUCAUCAAGUCUUGCAACUGCAAUUAAUAUUUCAUACCUUAAAAAUAUUGCACCCCAUCACGAAGGUUUAUGGAAGGAUAAAUAUAAUAAAGCCCGCGAAUACCUUUCUAGGCAAAUUGAAGAUAAAAAUGCUGAAGAGGACUUAAUAAAAUGUGCCGAUGAAUACAUAAUUGUUAAAGUAAUAAACAAAGUAAUUGAAAAUGAAGUACCUAAGUCUGAAAAACCUAAAGGCUUUGUCAAUGGUAUUUAUGAGGUGGCUCGAAAACUUGGUGAUCAAGUUGAACGUGCCCUUACAUUCAAUAAAGACAAACUUGAUGAUAAUGAGAAAGCGGAAGCUCUCAUUAUCGUUGGAGAAGCAGCCACUCCAGAAAAAUGUAAGGAAAUCAUCUCGAACCAAAAAGAUGAUGGUUUUAUUGAAUUGGGUGAUUCAGUUUGUAAUGAACUAGAUACUCCAAAAGAAGAAAUUAUUACAACAAUUCAAAAGAAGAUUAAAAAUGAUAAACUUAAAUCACCCGAGCACUCAUCAUGUCUUGCAACUGCAAUUAAUCUUGCAUACCUUAAGAAAGCUGCACCCCAUCACGAAGGUUUAUGGAAAGAUAGAUAUACUAAAGCCCGUGAAUAUCUUUCUAAACAAAUAGGAGAUAAAAUUGCUGAAGAGGAAUUAAUAAAAUGUGCUGAUGAUUACGUAGUUGAAAAUUGCACAAAGAAAGUAAUUAAAAAUAAAAAGAGAAAUGCGGUAGUUACCGUGCAAAAUUCAACUACACCAGAAAAAUGUUACGAUGCCAUUUCUAAACAAAAUGAUGACGGAUCUUUUGAAAUUAGUGAAACGAUUUGUAAAGAAAUAGAUGUUCUCAUUACAGAAGUCGUAACUACAGUAAAGAAAGAUACACAAAAUGAGAAACUUAAAUCUCCCGAUUCAGAACCGUGGUGGAAAACAGCACUUAUUCUUAGUUACCUUAAAGUCGCUGCACCUCAUUACGAAAAUCUAUGGAACGAUAAAUACAAUAAAGCUCGCGAUUAUCUUUCUAAACAAAUUGGAAAUCCUGCAGCAGAAAAAGAAUUAUUAGAUUGCACUGAUAAAUACAUUGUUGAUAAUGUCACUAAGAAGGUUGUAAAAGAUUAUAAGAAAGCCGUUACAAUUCCUAUUGUUCAAGAAGCAGCUUCUCCCGAGAAAUGUGAAGAAAUUGAAUUGGAUGAUUCAGUAUGUAAAGAAUUAGAUGCUCCUAAAGAAGAUAUUAUUAUUAUUGUCACAAAGAAAAAAUAUCAAUUACACAAGGUUUCAAAAACUCUUGUAACCGCUAUUAACCCCUCAGAUCUGAAAAAUGCAGCGUCUCAAUAUGAAGAUGGAUGGAGAUAUACGUAUAAUAAAACUCGUGAAUAUUUUUCUAAAAAAAUUGGAAAUGAGGAUACUGAUAAAAAUGUAGUUGAUGAUGUUACUAAAAAGGUUGUUCAGGAAGUAGCUUCUACAGGGAAAUGUAAUCACAGUGUACCUAAACAGAAAGAUGAUGAUAGUAUUGAAUUAGAUGAUUCGUUCUCAUCAAGUUCCGAGGAAGAGGAAGAACCUGAAAAGCAAAUUGAGUAUGAAAAAGUGAAUAAGGAUAAAAGAUAUGUAACUCAAAAAUACACAUUUACACCUGAAG